Messenger RNA from Plenodomus lingam JN3, 2082 nucleotides. The record is from RefSeq and is a predicted model, not a curated record. NCBI's taxonomy places the organism in Eukaryota, Fungi, Ascomycota, Dothideomycetes, Pleosporales, Leptosphaeriaceae.
AUGGAUGUGCCCGUGGCGGCGAAUGUGCUUGGAACGUUGGGUGCUGUACGCGUCAUUCUUACUGUCACCAGUAUGAGUACCCUACUGAUCUCAGGUGUGCUGGUCAAUCCAAGUGAGAGGAUUGCUGCAAGCAUCGAAGCCCCAUCACUAACAUGCGUGUACAACAUUGCAGAGAACUACAAUAUCGCACUCAGGAUCCAGCCGCAAAUACUCACACUCCUGAGCCUGGUGACCUGGAUCCAAUGCUAUUACUAUGAACGGCGUUGGUCGGUUCUGCGUUGCCUUGCAGUCAUCACCCCCGUGGCGUGUUUGAUCGCCGCUGUUCAAGCUGGGCUCAUCAUUGCCGUGAGACAUGCAAAGCAGAAAGAUCUACGUUGGCCUGCCAUCUUGAUGGCUGUUGCAUCGGCUGCUUUGCUCGCUGCGGGCGUACUUCGACACUACGUGGAUAUCUACUUGUACCGCACCGUGCGCGGUAUAUCUUUCAUCUUUGUCGGGAUCGAUGCUCUCGGUGAUGUCUUCUCUCUCGUGUCUGUUGUGUGCCAACCUAAGCUCGACAUCCUCGGUAUUGUGAUAUACGGCACAGAGCUGGUACUCUGGAUAGGCAGCUUCCUUUGUGGAGCUCACUACAACCUCAGAGCCCAUAGUGCUGCUCGACGAUACCGGAAGAGGGGAACGCAGGUGGAGAGUGAGCGCAGCCCGACGGUGCUGGCCCAGAAUACCGAACAUGAGACGGGCGUGGCAUCUGGAGUGACACUACACAAUCUGCCGUCGAGUACCUCUGUCUUCAGGACGCCGUCUAGCGACAUGGAGGCAGUCCGACAGCGCAGCCAGAACUCAGUGAAUGACGGCAACACAAUGGCACGCAGAGUCGCACGGCCGUUUGUUUCCAGCGCAAAGCGUUUGCGGUGUGGUGACUGCGUCCUGCUGUCUGCCUACGACGCCCUCGAUCCCACAAUCCCAAUCCACCCCCCCGUCACCUUACAACAACACACGCAGCCCACAAAUCUCGGUUCCAAGACGACAGCAAUCCCACACCAGAGUAUCCGAAUAUCCCACAUCUCUCAAGUCAAGUAUGUACUUCACCAUUCACCGUCCUGGACGGCGGACAUUAACACACCCGCUACAGCUGCAGACAUCAACAUGUCGGCCACCACCGUCACCAAGCUCACCUCCAUGGGCUCUCAGUACUCGCGCUCGGGUGCUCCUUCGGUUCUCAACCCGACGCCCAAUACUGAGUACCACGACGACGCUGAGGGUGCCGUGCCUGACAUCGACUUCGCAAAUGUCACUGAGAUCCUCGCACCCUACCAGUGGCUGCUGAACGAGACUGCCGACGAUCCGCGCUACCCAUCCCCUCCUAUCAACACACCAACUGCUCUUUCCCCAGCGCCCUCUGUCGUCUCACGUUAUCGUGUCCGUAGUCUCAGUGCUGUCAAUGAUAGGCUCGAUAAGCUGAAGAUGGACGACCGCAAGCACGCUCGCCGCGACGCCGAUGGAACUUGCAGCAGCCCCUCCGUCGAUCCUUCGAUUGUCGAAGACGACGAGCAGGAGAUGGCAAGCAUACCAGAGGUGCUGAGCGAUGCGGGCAAGGACAAGUCUUUCUUCCGUCAGCACAGUAUGUCGCUCCCCCCUUUGAUCAGCCCCCCUCUUGUCAGCCCCACGGAUGAUGGCUCAGUAUACAUCGCUCUAGGCUCUCCAAUGGUGAACCCGCGCAUUGAGGAGUACCUGUCCUUCACUUCGAAAGACCUGCCGACCAAGGCGCUUUCGGGGUGUGUUCCCUCCACUCUUGGCGAGAACGGCAUAUCCUUCAAUGCCACUGUCGGUCCUGCGAGCAGUCGCAACAGCAUGAAGAGCGACGGCGUCACCGAGAAGAGCAACUGGGCUGAGGAUGUCGAGGACAAUGUCAACCAUGUCUGCCUGCGUCUCGAGCAGUUGGCUGAGGACGAGCACGUUGCCGAUCCAAGCAAGAGCGUGGACGAGUACUACGUUGCACGUCUUGAGCGCCUUCUUGGCAGCUGCAAGCGUGCCAUUCCAGUCAAGAUUGAGAAGAUCGAGGCUGUUCCAUGUUCUCACCAGGAGUAG